Triticum dicoccoides is the source of this 2654-nucleotide messenger RNA. RefSeq names its product mechanosensitive ion channel protein 2, chloroplastic-like. Gene Ontology annotation, biological process: transmembrane transport. Lineage: Eukaryota; Viridiplantae; Streptophyta; Magnoliopsida; Poales; Poaceae. Gene Ontology annotation, cellular component: membrane. The transcript has 13 exons. The record is from RefSeq and is a predicted model, not a curated record. Bases 354 to 2342 code for a protein of 662 amino acids.
CAGCUACCUCUGUCGCCGCGCGCGCGGAGGGCCGUAAUCGCCUUGCCCUUCUUCCCCCAAUCCCCACCUAACCCCCUCCGACCCCCGAUUCGCCGAGCGCGCCUCCCAGCCCUUCCACCCGACCACGCCGCCGCCCCCGAGGAACUCCCAUCCCCACCGCAGCCCGGCCCGUCCCGCCCCUACUGGACUGGCGCGGAGCGGAGGAGAUCUGCCCCGACCUCGGUUCCCUCCUCCUACUGUGGUGACGAACCCUAACUCGCCUGAGCAUAAACUAGCACGACCAACAGAUGGGUAGCUACUGAUUGAAGCUCGACCAUUUGAUGUGAACAUUUUGCAUUCCUUCAGUGCUUAAGAUGGCGGUUGGACUAACAUCCCAGCUGUUCCAAGGAGUCACUGCUACCAACAGAUUCGGCCAAACCAACAAUUUCUGUGGAGUACGACGAAUAGCUGGUGUGGAGAUGCGACGUUCUCCCCCAUCCACUUCGUUUCCUUCACUUGCUUAUGGGCAAGAUUCCUUGGUGCAUAACUCGUCCGGGAGGAACUACAUGCCCAUGCUUUAUGUGCCUUAUAGAUAUCGGGCCUUGCGUGUUAGAUCUUUUGUCUUGCCAGUUGCUUUGAAGGAAAUUCCUUUGGUGAAGAGUGCGUCAUUAGUAUUGACUAGGUCAUGCGACACUUUACUUGCAAAUCCAGCUACUGCACUCGUGGUACCUGCAAUUGGAAUAAUUGUAUUUGCUCUAUGGGGUUUUUUGCCUCUAGUGAAGGACAUCAGAAACCGUUUUGAUCAUGGAGGUAACUGGAAAAAGAGCCCUACAUACCUAAUUUCUAGUUCCUACCUUCAACCUUUACUCCUUUGGACAGGGGCAACACUUAUCUGCAGGGGUUUGGAUCCAGUCGUGUUGCCUUCAGCAGCAAGCCAAGCUGUUAAAACGCGCCUUUUGACUUUUGUGAGAUCCUUAUCGACCGUCCUGGCUACUGCAUAUAUUAUGACAAGCUUGAUUCAGCAGGUACAGAAAUUUCUAGUGGACAUACGAAGCCCCAGUGAUACACGAGCUAUGGGGUUGGAUUUUACCAUGAGAGCUGUUUACACUGGUAUCUGGAUUGCUGCUGUUUCUCUCUUUAUGGAGUUGCUGGGUUUCAAUACCCAGAAGUGGAUAACUGCUGGAGGUUUCGGGACAGUAUUGCUUACGCUUGCUGGUCGUGAGAUUUUUACAAAUUUCCUCUCAAGUGUUAUGAUCAAUGCCACCCGCCCAUUUGUAGUGAGUGAAUGGAUCAAUGCAAAGAUAGAUGGUGUUGAGGUAUCUGGUAUUGUUGAGCAUGUUGGCCUGUGGUCACCAACAAUCAUUAGAGGCGAUGACAGAGAAGCUAUAUACAUCCCUAAUCAUAAAUUCACAAUGUCUAUAUUGAGGAAUAACACUCGGAGAAACCAUUGGCGUAUUAAGACAUAUCUUGCUAUAAGCCACAUGGACGCUGGAAAAAUUGGUAUAAUUGUUGCAGACAUGAGGAAAGUGUUGGCCAAGAAUCAUCAUAUUGAACAACAGAAGUUGCAUAGGAGAGUAUUCUUUGAAAAAAUUGAUCCGAAAACUCAAGCUCUUAUGAUAUACAUAUCCUGCUUUGUGAAGACAUCGCAUUUUGAAGAGUAUCUAAAUGUCCAGGAAGCUGUUAUGUUGGAUCUUCUUACAAUAGUUGGGCACCACAGGGCAAGGCUUGCCACGCAGAUCCGAACAGUUCAGAAAUCAUAUGGCAACGCAGACAUUGACAACAUUCCUUUUGGAGAGGAUACAUAUAGUCCUCGUGCACGUGGCCGUCCGCUCCUGAUCGAUACUUCUGCAAGGAUCAGUGACGACAAGAAACCUCCUCGACCAGUGGUAGCACGUGAAGAUCAGAAAGCAAAGGUGGCCAGUGUAUCAGCGGUAGAGACGAAGUCAGAUGCACCUGAUGGUUCUAGUUUAAACAACUCGGAGAAGCAGGAGGAGAAAAAGUUGGUUCCAGACGAUGCUGGGUUGAAGAAGGAUCAUGUGAAAACAACAAUACCAUCUCCCACAACUCCAUGGGCAGAUCCUGUUGCGUCUACUACUUCCAGGACUGAUGAAGGGAAGGCUCAAGGAUCAGAAGGACAAGGGGAUGGUUCUUCAGUUGCUACGCCAAAGAAGGAAUCUAGUAGACCUGCCUUUGAAGACAACAUUGUUCUUGGUGUAGCUCUCGAGGGCUCGAAGAGGACACUCCCAAUCGAUGAAGGAAUGAACCCUCAUCUAUCGCUAUCUGAACCUGAGCAAGACGCAGGUUCGUCGCCUAAGAAGAAAGGCCAAAGCUACUCACUUUCAGGCCAAGAGAAGGCGGACUAGACAGGUGACGGAUCCAUGUCGUCGGAUCUCUAUGAAUGAUUUGUCACCAAGCCGACCUUUUUUGUGCGCUUGUGCAAAUGCAAUCAGUCACUCGGUCAUACAGCUAGCUCUUCUUUUUCCAUGUUUAAGGGCAUGAAUACAUGUUUAUUUCUGGGAACCAAUGUACCUUAGGCAUCGAUCGCUGUCAGGCUUGUGACGUCACAAGAGAAAUAUUCUGUACAUAUGGUGCAUCUGCUGGCUGUAACGAUCUUCUAGAUAAAGUUGAUUUAUGUUGGUUCUUGGUGGUCUAGGUGGAUUCUUGUGAUAUUGGAA